Messenger RNA from Microtus ochrogaster (prairie vole), 2440 nucleotides. Lineage: Eukaryota; Metazoa; Chordata; Mammalia; Rodentia; Cricetidae. The record is from RefSeq and is a predicted model, not a curated record.
UGCGAGUCCAGGCGGAGCGGUCAUUGGGCGGGAGACCGCUGCCAUGAAUCCGUCAGGAAACAUUGGGGUCAUGGAGCAGAAUGGGGAUGACCACCUAGCCACCCCGAUUCACGGGCCCUCGGUGCAUUCGGAUAACCCGCAGGAGCGCAUCCAGGCCCGGCGCCUGCGCAUCGCCGCCCGCCAGGAAGCCCGAAAGCGGGAGGCCCUGGGAGAGUAUCUCGACGGAAAGAAGGAGAACGAGGAAGAGCAAAGCAGGAGCUACAAACAGAAGGAAGAGAGCAGACUGAAAUUGACUAAACUGCUGCUCUGUGGCACUGAGUUGGUAACAAAUAUCCAGGUGGCUACAGACAUCAGAGAGAUCCAUAGGAGAGUUGAAGAAGAGGAGGUUAAGCGUCAGCGACUCGAGAAGCUGGAGAAUGAAGUUAAGACCAGCCAGGACAAAUUUGAUGAAAUCACAGCCAAGUGGGAGGAGGGCAGACAGAAGCGGAUUCCUCAGGAACUGUGGGAGAUGCUCAACACUCAGCAGGUGCACUGUGCUGGCCUCAUAGAAGACAAGAACAAGCUCAUCAGCGAGCUGCAGCAGGAGUUAAAAAUAAAGGAUGACCAGUAUGUGAAGGACUUGAAGAAGCAGUCGGACGACAUCAGCCUGCUUCUGGAGAGGAUGGAGGAGCAAGUGAAGAACGUGAUGAAGAACUUCCGUCAGGAGCUGAUUCACAUCGAGAAAGCCUUUGAGUUGGAACGUCAAGAGCUACUGUCCAGUAAUAAGAAGAAAUGGGAGCGAGCACUGCAGGCUCACAAUGCCAAGGAGCUGGAGUACCUCAUCACCCGCAUGAAGAAGGUGGAGGACUAUGAGAAGCAGCUCAACAAGCAGCGGGCCUGGGACUGCGAAGAGUACAACACCAUCAAGAUCAAGCUCGAGCGGGACGUUCAGAUUCUCGAGCAACAGCUUCAGCAGAUGAAAGCAACUUACCAGCUAAACCAAGAGAAGUUAGAGUACAACUUCCAGGUCCUGAAGAAGAGAGACGAAGAGAGCACUGUGAUCAAGUCCCAGCAGAAGAGGAAGCUCAACCGCUUGCAUGAUGUCCUUAACAACCUGAGAACAAAAUACGCCAAGCAGAUAAAACAGUUUCAAGAGGAGAACCAGUCCCUGACCUCCGACUUCAAAAGGCUCGUGGGGCAGUUCAAGGAGCUACAGAGAGCCAUGAGACACUUCACCAUUAUCGACGCGGAAAAGUUUCGGGAGAUUUGGCUGAUGAACGAAGAAGAGGCGAAGGCGCUAGCGCAGAGAGCCUUUGACGUGGACUGCGUUAUCCAUGUUCAGCACCUGGGGCUGCCCUGGAAGAUGCCUGACUUUUGGUUCUUGCGGAAUGUGGGGCCAAUUUCCCUGCAGCAGCGGAAGUCAGCCGCACAGAUACUUGAAGAACUGCUGCUGCAGACAGAAGAUGGGACCGAAGAGGCCGUGUCAGAGGAUGAGUCUUACCUGGACCUGCCUAAGCAAGUUUCAGCAAAAACUACCAGAAGAAUCUUGAUGCUCCUGUGUGACGAGUCGGGUUUCCUCAUAGAGAGCAAACUGUUGAGCCUGCUCCUCCCCCUGGAGAAGAGUGAAUGCUAUCUGCUGAGGUUGGACGCCAUCUUCUCUGCCCUGGGAAUUGAAAGUGAGGAUGACCUGUACAAGCUGGUGAACUUCUUCCUUCGGUACCGGUCCCAUCGUUUAUCCUCUGCCAAGAGUACCUCCAUUUAUACGGAGCGCACAAGCCUGAUGUCCGCGCUGGAGCGUAUGAGCUUACUGUCCCAGGCGGACAGGAGGAGCCAGGUAUCCAAAUCAGAGGUGGAGUCCAUCGUCGAGCAGGAGACCCUGCAGGGAGGCGAUUACGAAAGCCUUGUGGACAAGGAGUUGAGAGAGAAGGAGGACCUAUCUUCUCCCAGGCUCAUCCACCCCAAUGAUGUCCUUAAGAUUCUGGAGGCCUUUGUCAUGGGGCUGAAGAAGCCCAAGGAAAUCCGGCCAGUAGUGAGGGUGAAGAAAGAUGUUCGCGAUAACUCCAGGGAUUCCGAGUAUUGGGAGUCCCUGGCCAUGGUUAUCCCUGUCUCCAAGCAAAGCCUCUGGGAUGCACUGUACAAGGCCUUGGAGAAAUAUUACCUCGUGCUGACCCAGAGGGCCAAGCUGCUGAUGGAGAAUGACUCUUUGGAGCAGCAGAACGCUGAGAUGCAGUCCCUGCUGCAGCAGUAUCUCCAGGCCAAGGUAAAUGCUGAACUGCAGAUUCCUCCAACACAAGGCUUCCGGAUGCCCACAAAAUAGAGGUGUAUCUGCAAAGUCUGGAGUCAGAGUCCACACUGGUCACCCUAGAGCCUGGGCCCACCCUGGGUCUUCCAGAUCUGGAUCUGCCUGCCAAAAUAAGGCAGCUGCAGUCCCCACAGUUCUAAUAAAGAUUUUGAAAGCUUA